AUGGAGGCCAGCGAGAACUGGCUCGUGGAAUCCUUGCGCUUGUACCAGGAUUUUCAUGCAUUCGACCUCUCAGGAGCCACUCGAGUCCUUGAGUGGAUUGGUGACAAAGGAGUCUUUGUUGCUGGCUAUGAAAGCCUGAAAAAGAAUGAGAUUCUUCAUCUGAUACUGCCUCUCAGACUUUCUGUAAAGGAGAACCAGGGCUUAAUCCCGGACAGAGAUUUCAAGGUGUGCCAUGGAGGAUUUUCAGACAAACCUGUCUUUGAUCUAAAGCAUGUACCAGAGACCAGGUUGCUGGUGACCAGUGGCCUUCCAUGUUGUUCUCUGAAGGUGUGGCAGAUCACAGAGGACAGUGAUGUCAUUAAAGCUGUCAGUACUCUUGCUGUGCCUGAGGAGGGGAAUCUCUGGCCAAGGCUAGCUGUCUUCUCCUCGAUGGCCCCUGGAGUCCUCCACGGGGCAAGGCUCAGCACUCUGAGAAUUACAGACUUGGAAUCCCAGAAGACUGCGUACACCUCAGGUAUUGGUGACAGCGAGGUGCUAAGUAGCCUGCAGGUUCUGGGUACAGACACCUUUGCCUUCUGCUGCACCUCUGGCCGGCUAGGUCUUGUUGACAUUCGCCAGAAGUGGACACCAUCUGAGAACAUCAGCCCCAGCCCUGGGUCUGGUGGAGGGAGGUGGUGUGCAGACAUUCGGAACGGGGGCCAGGGCCUUGGGCCCAGCAUUGCCAGCUUUUGUUCAAAUGGGCAGCUCUGUCUGCUUGAUCCCCGGGAUCUCUGCCACCCUGUGAGCUCAGUCCAGUGCCCAGUGUCCAUGCCUAGCCCUGACCCAGAGCUGCUGCGAGUGACUUGGGCCCCGGUCCUGGACAACUGCUUAGCCAUCUCAGGUUUUGAUGGAACAGUCCAGGUCUAUGAUGUCACGUGUUGGAGUGGAGUGGGAAGCCAAGUAGAACCUCUCUUUACUCACAGAGGUCACAUCUUCCUAGAUGCAAAUGAGCUAGACACUACUCCACUAGUCACCACCCACAUCUGGCACCCCUGCAAACCAAGGACUUUGUUAUCAGCUGCAAAUGAUGCCUCUCUGCAUGUGUGGGACUGGGUGGACCUUCAUGCCUCCUCCUAA
Molecule: messenger RNA, 1116 nt
Organism: Orycteropus afer afer
Lineage: Eukaryota; Metazoa; Chordata; Mammalia; Tubulidentata; Orycteropodidae
Gene: WDR73
Product: WD repeat domain 73
Exons: 8
Coding region: 1-1116 (371 amino acids)
Biological process (GO): cytoplasmic microtubule organization
Cellular component (GO): cytosol; spindle pole
Molecular function (GO): protein binding
Source: RefSeq, a predicted model, not a curated record